AUGGCCUUUAAAACGAUAUCAGUGGACUUUUCUUCAACAUGGAAUGAACUGAAGGUGGUCUGUGACAAAGUUAUUCGAUGCGAGUCUAUAACUCGCGACCGAUGGAAUGCCAGUUUUGACGACGUUUAUGCCCUGUGCGUUUCACGACCCGUCCAGUAUGCUUCGAAACUAUAUGAAGAGAUUACUUUGCUCAUAAAAAACCGGGUGAUUGAGAUUCAUGAAGAAAUUUCGGCCUGUGAUGACGAAUCACUGCUAAAAUCCUACGUUCAGUUCUGGUUAUCCUUCUAUCGAGGACUAGGUUUUCUUGACCGACUUUGUGGGUAAGGCGCCGUUUGUGCUUUCGAUCCGUCAGUUUUCUGAAUGCCCAGUAUGUUGGGCUGACUCGUCCAGUUGAUACGUGCUAUGGUAUGAUUUUAACGGGGGACGAAAAAGUAAACAUGGAAAUAAUGGAACUCGGACUUUCACAAUGGAAAACGCACUUAAUUGAGCCACUGCGAGAUCGCCUGACCGUCUGUUUGCUCAAAGAGGUCACUGGGUACUUUCAUUAUUUCUGCUAACGGUGAUACAGCCAUCGAACUGGUUGUGAACACCAGCAACUGUGCAUUGUUCCGUGUUUGGACUCAUUUAAGCACGUAGAUGAACUGAAGGGUUGUAUGAAGGUUAGUGACGAAUCAUAUAUGUUUCCCUUUUGACGCAUUUACUUGGUUUUGAACUUUAUUCUGGUAUCUUCUGUCUUCCACCACCCGAUGAGUUUAGCGUCCUUUUUAUUGACCUUUUAUGACUCACUUUAUGCAAACUGUACUUUGUCUGCGCGACUGUAAACUGCUUAAGAUAAUUGCCGAGGAAUGAUAACAACCAGUGUUACGACCCCUUUAGCUUCAUAAUCACUGCAUCUCACACAGUUUACCUAUCAUCUAAUUUUAAGUCAUCCCUAUCCCUCUUCCCAUUAUUGUUAUUAUGAUUACCGUUAUUAUUAUUAUUAUUAUUAUUAUUAUUAUUAUUAUUAUUAUUAUUAUUAUUAUUAUUAUUAUCAUUAUCAUUAUUAUUACUAUCAUUAUUAUUUACCACUCAUCAUCUAAUACCAGUUAAACAAGUCUUCAAGUUCUGUCCCCUAGUCAGUAUGAUCGGGACCCUAUGACUUUCAUGUAGUCAAAAAAUUUAAAUUUAGACUCUAGGACCUUACUUGCUGAGGGUUUUUCAAACGCAUACAGCAGCUACUGGUAGAAAUCUAAUUUAUACUUGAUACGGCUGUGAUUGUGCGUAACCUUGCUGGUUCUACUAAGGUCCCGCGCGUGGUGAUUGAAGGUAGUGUAUCUUUUGCACUUGACUCAUUCCCUUUUCCUACACAUGAAACUAAAUACCUGAGGUCAGUAGAUCACGCCAAUAUUUUACCGGAUCAUACUGAGCCAGGUUCUGAGCUGACCUAUUCGUCGCAUCCAACAGGCAGCAUCAACUUGAUUUGGCGGGUGAACAUGAACGUUCGCGUCUUUUUUCGGUAACUUUAGGCGUCCCAGCACCACCACCACUGCAGGUAUAAACUCACGAGACGAAGUUUUAAUACCUAACUCUGUGAAUCAUUCCUUCACUGUGCAUGUCAGCUAAUUGGAAUACUUAAAAAAUGCACCAAAACAUUCAACGUCAAUGGACCAAAUUGCUAUAGACUCUGCGGUCGUACUGAAGCUUCUGGUCCAAUUGUCCUAUACAGAACACAUGAAGUCCUGGAUUUGCCCUCAGAUCCAUGACUUUUCUUGCUUUAAAAUCCUUAGGCUUGUUUUCUGCUUCUCAUUCAUUCAAACACUUUCUUCAUUAUUUUAGACGUCUCUUGACGUGUACCAACAACUUUUUGAGGCGCCUCUGCUUGAAAAUACUCGGACUUACUACUCGUCCUGGGCGGAAGGGAUGGAGACAUCUUUGGAAUGUACAGAUUACAUCGCUCAGGUGCCGUCUCGCCUGUUGUUUGGAUGCUUCCCCCGCACUUUCUUGGCGUCAUUAUCCGAAUGCCACCUUACCCUAUUCCUAAUUACUGCACUUACGUACCCUUUUCUUUCCGUACACUUUGGCGCAUAAAACGGGCCACGCGGCAGAUACGUUGGAUCAACACGGGGGCCACAUCGGCAUCCAGCAGCCGUUAUUGGGUAUGCGCGCCCAUAACACAUGCCAAUACUUGGGGUGUGACGGCACACCCAGAUGCAGGCUCGCGCUGCGCCGGUUGGGACCCGAGCCGUCCACUCCUUUUUUGUUGUGUAAAAUCCUGAUCCGUUGUACGUCGUGGACCAGGCAGCGUGGUGGUGCGUCCAAGUGCAGGUUUUCGCCGUGCUAGCCCCCUGCGCCCUCUCCCAUUUCCGGUCCUUUUUGAUCCUGUCUUGACACCAGACGGUGGUAGUGGAGGAGAGAAUGCGAUAGGUGCAGCAGAAGUCUACUAUCACUGUAAACUAAUUCACGCACAAGUCGCCGUCCCUGCUCUCACCCUGUUGUAGAGCACAUGGUGGUCAUUAUCGGGAACGAAGGUCGUACUGUCGUCAUUGGUACACCUUUACUUGACCUGGUGAGCUGCGAAUUCAUAUAAAUCCUUAGUCAACAGAGACCUCCCAUCUGGACUUUGCAACGAGCAUUCCUUUGCAUUAAUUUAUAUUCUUUCGUGCGGUUUUGAUGUUUAAGUUCCUCUGUUCUUUAAGCUUUAGUUUCGUCUUCCUGCUUCAGUUUAUUGAAGAGCCGUUUAUCAUUCUUUCCCCGGAAAAGACCACAGGAUUCUGCUAGGUUUGUGUGCUAAGUGGAACCUGGUUGAGCUCAGCAUAGUCUUCUUGUCAACAUUGUUUGAUCUUUAUACGGGGAAUAGUCUGCCGCCUACUUCUUUGGUAUUAAUUGCCUUGUUUUACACUAUUUUUAGUCGUUGCCAGUAACAUUAAUUAUUUAUUAUUAGUAACUGUACGAUAACCCUCCUCGGCCCAAGAUGGGAAACUUCGGAGAAGAACGGAGAUACCGAUUUACAUCCUCUAAGGCGUAUAUUUCGUCGAACGUCUCUUCUAUUUGGUUUUAUAUACGGAGGAUGGGUGCUUGACUUUUGCGAAGGAGACACGAUCGCUGAAACAAGAGCUUUUUAGCCUGACGUUUCGGAGUCUCACUCGAACCCAUCAUCAGAGUGUCUCAUCCUUCGCGACCACUUCCUAUAACUCGCCUCUUCACUUCUAUUGGCAGUUUGACUUUUAAAGAGGAGAUUUGGGCUGCGUGGACUGCACUUGCACUCACGCACUCCCGUAACCACACUGCCUGCGCUGCAUCUACAGUCCCUAAGCAAAAAUUACCCUCUUAGCCUCGUUACUAACCGCCAUUUGUAUCGAGGAAUGCUCGCGUGAAUAGUAGAGAAAUAUAUGCAGGAUUUAUAACCUCAUAGAGUCGCGAAGUCGCUUAUCUUUAGAUUUCAUUCUUCCUCCUUACGCCUCCUUUUUCGAGUUCGUCUUUUCGACAGGCUUCGUGCCAGUGUCUUUAUCAGAUGGCCGUUUUCCUGAAGAGCACCGUUGGUGGUUACAUCUUUGUCUCUUACUGUUACAGCCCAUAUAUCAAAUUCACGGUUUUCCCACCAAAUUGCAUUUGUAGGCGCUGACUUUGCGGAGGGACGAAACCGAGAGAGCUACGAAAUUUUAUAAGAGUUCACUACCUUCUAUUGAGAAAUUGUUCAAGGACAUCAUUGUUCAACAACGACUGGAUUUUUUGAAUGCAAGUGUUUCUACCUUCAUAAAAGAUGAGAACAAGCAAGGUGAAACCCCAUUGUUUGUCGUUUGUUUCACUUGUGGUCACAGUAAUUAUGCGAAAAGUCAGAACUCCAAACUUUGUUUUGCUCUAUUGCUGACAAUAGCUACUAUGUGAGUUUCUAGUCAAAACGGCCGUAUACGUGAUGAUGGAAUUCUCGUGGUUGUUUUCAUGUGGACCUGACUGAAAUCAGAAACUGUUGUUCAACAGUUUUUAGUUUAAUUUGCGCCUAUAUCUCAUCAGUUGGUCGGGCUGCCACGCUUUUGUUUGCUCGAACUUUGUUAAAAUCGAUUGUAUUUAGUUUACGAGUUUUCUUGGACUAAAAGAAUGUGUAGCCAGAUAAUUGUCCACGCUUUCAUAGGACCUCUCGUUUUUAUUAGGACGCGAUAAGUUCGUCUGAAAUUUAUAUUCUUUUCAGUAAUCCUCUAAACACUGCUCCUCUGUUUCUUUACGUGUUUUAGCACUUAUGAACAUUUUCCAGCUGUUAUCUCCGACAAACCAGUGUGCGGAAUUGCUCAAUUGCUUUGGGUCCCAUGUCAAGACGCUCGUAAACGCUGCGAUCGCAGCCCUGCCUAGCGAUCCUAAUGUGAGUCUCUUGGUUAACCUUCGGCAUUUUGCUUGGUCUUUCUCUUUAGUUACCCUUUUAUUAGUUCAUAUUUCGAACUUUGCACAGCCUUCACUGAAUCCAAAGAAAGCAGUGUUAUAUGACCGUACUGCAAUAAAGAGCUUUUGCAAAACUAUCCGUGCGGCAUAUCACCAAAACAUCACCUUGGGCCAUCUGACCCCACUUCAACCCAUCAACAAAACAAGCUACUCGUCCAUUAGACAUCUAUUUUGGCAGAUACAGAAGGGCAACCAGACGACGCAUAUAACCUACGUGUGCAGUAGGGGUUUAGUGAGACAGUCAUUACUGUCUGGCGUUGUUGGUUUUGCAAAGAAGAAAGAGGCACGAUUGUCGGAACAAGAGUUUUAUCCGCCGGAUUCAUCAUCUGAGAAAGAACCAGAUAGGGGUAGUGCCUUGCACAAGUAUUUCAGUAUUUAUAGGAUGCUGUUGCUAUGCCAUUACAUAUGUAUAUCCGAAAAUAUGCCGUUUUGUUUAACAUACGGGCCAUUAACAUGCCCAGCGAGACUUCAUAGGCCUUAACCAGUUGCUGAAGUACGCGAAUGUGGAAGAAUGGCUCACAGGGUGUGAGUUUGCUCAGGGUUAUUUGUGCUUCUUCCGCUCGAGGAAUUUUGCCAUACUCGCAGUUUUCUGUCGAUAGUGUUCAGUUUGCACAAAGAGUAUGUGAUUUUUAAAAAUCGGGACCUUGAGUCCUCCGGAUUUCAAGAGCCAAGCGUCUUUGCUGCUUAACUUUAAUUCGGAAAAGGCGUACAAAACAGUGGCUCCCUCCGGUUUGUUGUUUUUCAAAAUUCAUCGCACAUGAAAGAAGAGGCAGUUUCACGCACUCUUUGUUCAUGCCCUCUUAAAAGGCCUUGAGAAAACCGCGACUUUUUGGAUAGGUAUGAUCCUCCACUUAAUCCAUUUUGCGCUCAGAGGGGCUUUCUGCAGUUUCCCGUCAUUGAAUUUAGCGAAAAUUUGCUGUCGUGAAAAGGGCACAUGAGAAACGAUGAAGACCGCAUAGUAAGGUGUUUUUUCAGAAACGACUGGUUUCGUUUUUCUGAUGUAAAUUACGGAAAGCCAGAGUCUCAACUGUUUCAAAACUGCGGGUAAGAGGGUACCAACAAAGACAUGCUGGACUUGAAUGGUCAUUUCUGGCUUAGUAAAUGUCGUCAACCCAAAGUCUGAAUGACCUGGGAGUCUAAUCCGCUUUUUGGUCGCUGAGCGUUAAGAAGUCCGAGGUUAGUUGGGCCACGGGCCCGUCGUCCUGUCGGUCGUGAUUGGGUAGAUUAACCACCGUGGAAAGGGGUUCACCGCUCGGAUUACAGGAUAUGUUCGUCCCGUUGUUCUAAAUCUCCGUGCGAAACCACUUGUCUCGCAUAUGAUGACUGCCGAUCUAAAAGUGUAAAAAAGAAAAAAAUACUGAAGAAAAGAAAUGCGGUUGGGUUAUCAGUUGUUUUGUCGGUUUUUACUAAACCAGCUGAUCCGAAUGGACACGUGCGCAACCCCCUUUUAUCCUUACAUUGCUUGUACUGAACUUCUUACUAAGGCAGUUUGUUCAUUAAUCGCCUAUCCUAGUGUCUGACUUCCCUUUCGUCCACCCUCAGAUCCUAAUACUUUAAUUGAGAUGGUCAGACUGACUGUGCACACAAUUGAAGGUCGAUAGAAGAACUUUGAAACAAUGCAUUAGUUUCUGAGAAUACUGGUCACCAUGAACAAGCCAAUUUGUCCGACUAUUGAGUUCCAUUUCAGAGGCGGAUACCUAGGGCGUGUAAAAUCCUUGUUAAAUUCUGCUACUUAAGACCAAGGCUUGAGCAAUCGGUGCGACGUCGUCUGUGAUGUAUUGUGUCGUGAAGUCGACUAACGUGGACUGACGAAUCGUGAUACGGCUUAAAACACCGAGAUGAACGAAUCAAAGUUCGGAGAACAACUAUUGAACAGUCGACAGGGAAAUUUAUCCAUCCAAUUCCCAGGAUAAUAGGGGGGUCGCGGUACGUGGGGUUGGGAGGCAGGUUAACAUGAGCAACUGGCAGGAUUGCACUCAUGAUUCUGCAUCGGUGUGUUAGUGACGAAGGACAUCGUUCAAUACCGGGAGCACAGCUAUCAGCUGGACUGGAGAAUUCAACCGGAAAUUAUUAAAAUCUUUACAAAAUCAAUGGGUUACGAACUCUUCCGUGGCCGGUGCCAUCACCUGACUUGAAUUCGACACAGGACGUGGGGGGGGAGGUUAGAAAGAAGAACCAGUCAGGCAGGGUUUCUGCCCAACUUGGAAUGCCUGAAAGUCGACUUGAUCCUAAACUGGAAUGAAAUGUCCAUCCCAUUUGUUAAUUAGCUACUCGAAAAUAUGUGCCAGUAAUAGUGGUAGAGAGCGAACGCGUCCGGUCACGAGUUUAAAUGUACCAAGAUUUACAGUCAGUGACCAAUUUCGUGAAAUGCUUACAGAAAUUCUGAAAUGCGAUCUUUACUAGGAAGAAACGGUAAAAGUAGAAAAGGUACUAAAUUCUUUAUAAGCCGUUUUUUCGAAGUGCGCGUCCGAGACUGAAUGCUGCCCGCGCGGUGCACUCCAAAUCACGCCGGACAAGUUCUCACUGUAGUCCUUCCUCUCAUACUUGGAUGACUUCUUUCCCCCCUUACCCCCCUCGCCCUAUGCACCCACAUACAAGACCCAUGUUUCAGGUUACCUAUGAAGUUUUAUCUUUCUAGGUCGAUCGAUGAGUGAACAGUUUGCCUGUCAUAUAACUAUGCAAUGACCGUACGCAGCUGAAUGAAAGGUCUCGAAAUUUAUGACGUCAGUGAAUAAUGCGUGCUUUGUCGCCUUUGCCUUAUUCAAAUUUAGUCCGGGAAAACAUUGCUUCAAAAAACGGUUUAGUUAAGGACUAUCACGCCCUUGUUUAUCUACGUAUGUGUUCAUGUGUCCCCAAAACGGGCCAUGCAGUAAAUGCGCUGGACCAGCAUGGUGGCCACAUUGGAUUCUGGUACGCGCUAUCGGGAAUGCACACCCAUAACGAAUGUCAACAUUCGGGGCGUGAUGGCAGGCACAGUUGACGGUUCACGUCGCGCCAACUGGGAUUCCUGCCCCUCCCCCCCAAUUGGUUUUUUUGGCUGAAACCCUGGUCAAGUGUUUGUUGUGGACCAGGGGGUGUGAUUCUACACCUGCUGUGGAGUACACGGUGGACAUCCUUGAUCACGAUUGUCGAACCGUCAUGUUCCCUGCGCGCCAGCUUUUCGACCAGUGCCAGCCGAAUUUCAGUUUCGACUGUCCCGGUUCGGAAGGUGUUCUCCCGAAUCUAUAUCCGUUCAUGGGUAGAGCAUGCGCGGUUAGAUAACAUCUUCUAAUAGCCACAUAGUCGGCGUUUAGGACCUCAAGGUAUCCGUGUAACUUGGUGCUGGUCCCCACGCUCACUGGCUUAGUUGGCUUUAGGUCUCAGGAGGAUCUAUACCGUUUUUAUGGUGUCCUCGUCAUCCACAGACCUUUGGAGCUAUGAACCGCUGAGUUAACAGUUCGUGCCCCAAUAAUGUCUGCUAGGGUGUAAGGGCACGUUUGAAACCCGUUGGACUAUUUUAGUUUGCCUUUCCAUUUUUACGUUGUGAUAGAUUUGCUCUUUUUGCGACACGAAGUAGUCUUACUUACAUUACCAGUCUUAGUAUCCUGUCAAGAUUUCCACCACCCCUCCGCCAUUUGAGUCAUUCCCUUCUCCUUCUAGCUUGCCCCGAGCUACUUCGUCGAGAGUCUACUUGACCUACGUAAUCGUUUCGUCACUUUCAUUGACGAAGUCUUCGAGGGCAUGUCCUCAUUCAGAAACGAAAUGGACAAGGCGUUUGGACAAGCCAUCAACUCUAGUCCGAAAUCAACAACCCCGCCGAGGUUGACUGCGUUCUUGUUGUUUACAUUUGGUUUCGGUAUUUGAAUGCGAGUGGUCAUUGUGUUUGUUUUCAGCUGAAUUCCUAUUACUCAGCUAAUAAUUACGCGUCUUGUCCAAGGUCCUACAUUGUUUCAUAAUAGUCUCCCUAAAAUCAGCACUUCGAAUUUUUUCUAGAUCAAAUGUUCGGGCUGCCGAAUAUCUGAGCCGCUACAUGGACACUUUGCUUCGUAAGUCUUCGAAGCAUUGCAGCGACGCGGAACUAGAGGCCAAGCUGACUGCUUCAAUUACCCUCUUCAAGUAUAUAGAAGAGAAGGACAUUUUUCGGAAGGCAAGACCUCUUGCCUAUCUGUCUAUCUCAGUCGUUGGCUAUAUACUUUGUUAUCCCCUUUUUGGUCAUCAGAACAUCCAUAGGUGUUAGCUCCAAAUCCCUUUUAACAGAAUCACUUUUCAUGUCCCCGUACUGGACGACAGGAACGGCGUCUGUCUGUUCUCUGCCGAUCCUUUUUGUUUAACUUGUGCUUAGCUGGGGAAGAAAAGGAGGCAUCCGCACCGUUUUAUGGAUCUUAGUCUGCUUUUAUGCAAAUCAGACACAGCAGUAUUCCUGGCAAACCAAUUCUAGACUUUUUCGCAUGAAACGCCAAAAAGUGAGCUGACGUCGGACUCCCGUCGCCCUUUCUCCGUCGACACGGUUCACGACUUCAUUACCUCUCGUUAUCGCUGUCUGCACGUUGCCCUUGCAUUUUCUGAUCUUGCGAUUCUACUGGGGUUGUAUAGAACAUACAAGGCGGCUGCUCUAAUACAGGAUUCCAAAGCCUGACUCUUAGCUGCCUAUACUGAGGACGAGGGUAUUUGCGGCGGUUAACCAUUCGGAUUUUCUAGUAGUCUUUGUACCAGGUUCAUAGAGGAAACGGUACUGUCAAAUACCCGUUUAGGAAUAUCCGCUGGAAAUAUAUGCCCGGUUCUCAGGAAAAAAGAAUGCCUCCAAUCCUGAUAGUUCGAGAGAACUUACUGAGGUUUAUGCGAUGGCAGAAGGAAAGGGAACAAGUUUUCCUAAAUAAUCUAAGCGCGCCGUACUAGACAUCAACGCUACUUGCGCUUUCCUGCUAGCUUGUGGAAAUUGAUCCUUUUCCCUUUCUUGUGCUGUCAAUUUCGUGCUUCCGUCCAUAAGGAUCCGAUUAUCGGCUAUAGUACAUCUUAGUUUCCGACGGCCACUUUUAUAGAUCAAGGGAAUGUAUCAUAAUUACUACCUCUCCCACUAGGAUUUGGAGAAUUUUGAGCACUAUGCGCUUGAUCUCUCCGUGUAGUGGUCGCUGUCUGAAAUCUGACCUCAUUUUUGGUGUUUUUUCUUAUCAAUCAUCAUUUUUGUAGCACUACCAGAGACACCUGUGCUAUCGCCUUAUAUUCGGAUCAUCUGCCCUCCUCGAUGUUGAGGAGUCGGCAAUAAACCAACUGAAUAAGGUGUGCGGCUACGAGUUCACAAGCAAGUUCCAACGCAUGUUCAAUGACAUACAGCUCGCGCCAGAUCUGAACUCCAAUUUCCAACGUUACCUCAGCGAACGUGGUGUGCAGGUCCGGUUCGCACCACACUUUGACGUCCUAACAGUACGUUGGAGGCGUUUAUUUUAAUGGGGAGUUUUUAUUAAUCACCAAAAGUGUUUCUUUUUAGGCAAGCAUUAGUAGCUGGAAAGUGUUUCAGGGGCUGAUCAUCCUGGUGCACCUUACAUUUAUUUUGACCCAACUGGGAAAAACUCGGCAAACUCAGCAGAAUUCGACCCACGAAAACAAGGGAAGGGCUUGAGUACGGCCACGAGUUUAACCACAUUGAGUCAAGUUACCGCCCAGCCUAUUGCAAAUUGUGGAGUCCACCAAAUUUGAUAGAGGUAGCUGACUGUCCAAGCAGGAUUUCCUAUGUAAUCCAUCUAGAACCCACCAGAUGCCUACCAGACUCACGUGGGUGUUUUGGCAGGUUUUGAAUAAUUGAUUUUCACCCAACUGACCUCGGUGGAAUUCGAAACCACAACAGCAAGGGGAAGGUUUGAGUACAACCAACUCUCUAGCCACCUGAGCUAUGAAGGGAAUCUUUCAAGGUUUUCAGCUUACAAAUGUUCACAAGUCAUUGUGACUAAAUCACGGACACCAGGAUGUCUCACUACCACAAGUCUGUGAAAUUGUGUAUCAGGAAGAAAUAGGAGACAUUUACAGCAGGAGGAAGCACGCAGUGGGCGAACCUCGAGCAGGGAAUGCCAUUUUUCAGUGAAAUAAACAACGUGGUAGAACAGUAGUGGCGAAGAAACAGAGCAUCGCCAGGUUGAGGGCUUGCUAGUGUGGUAGCAACGUAACCGUCGGACGUGCUAUACAGGUUUGCGAAUUCUGUUAAAAUGAAUUUAACAUGAAAGGACCGCCAGAGACAGAGUAACUUCAAGUUAUCGCAAGGGUGCAGUUUCUUUGAAAAGGACACAGGGUCGUUAAAUGGCCGCGACCUAAAAACACGUUAAACUUGUAAAUGCUCAAAUCAGUAUCAUGUGUUAAAUCAGAAAAUUACUUUUAGGCUGGGAACCAUGGUCUCCCUAAAUCCGGGUCCUUAAGAGAUGCUCGUAUGACACUUUUAUCGGCCGCUGUAUACGAGUCCAACCUUGCUACUAUCCGUUUACGCACUUUUGUCUAAAGAGUGUGUGUAACUUGAUGCUCUUUAUGUAAGACCGCGACUCCCCAAAGUCUGCAUCAAUGUUGCGUCAUACUCAAACGUGUAUCGAAUACGUUCGUGACAUUUAAAAUACAACGGAUUUGUAUUCAGUCUCUUUACCGGUCGAAUUGACUAAGUCUUGCUACUUGUAGACAAUGAACGAAGAAGGCUAGAGUGAGGCUGAUCCGACGCGAUUUGGAGUUAUCACAACGCCGUAGAGGUUCCAGAUUUGAAGAUUGCCACUUGGCGAUGUAACCUUGUCCACCAGGCUGGUGGUCAGGUUGCGAUGGCUCCUUCUUUCUGUGGGAUUGUAUGAACUCACCACUGUAAGAUCGGAAUUUUCGAAGUCCGACUCGUGGGUUGAGAGACCAGCACAUGUGUGCCAUGUCUAGGGUUUGGUGGGUGGCUGGUGAAUACCUACCCAACCACUGCACUCACGCCCAGUCGUCUUGGCUCUGUCUGACUGUCGAAAGACAGGCAGAAUGGGGCUGGCAACUAGUACGCCUCCCUCGUCAUGAUUUAGCUCACGAGUAAGUCAGUCAAGCAGUGUUAGCCCGCGUCACAGCCCACAAUGGCUAGGAGACCGGUGAGGUUCGUGCAGUCUUGUCUGCACAUUCUGGAGGUAGCGAUACGCAGGUUAUCGGUGGCUUAAGCCCUUGCGGAAACUUCUAUGGCCCUCACCUGAGGUCUGAGCAUUACGCAAUUGUUUUCUGUUAAACAUACGAGUCCCGUUGCCCGAAUGUGGUGAAAAAAAAACUGUUGUUAGUCGGUCUCGGCAAAUCUGUUGAGCGUCUCUUUACACGUUUUUACUGUGCGCUGUCUGAACUUCCUACUCGAGCAUGUUUUAAUAAAAUUCGAGUGUAGCGGCUGUAUGUGGAAUUCUCCUCAAUCCAGCUCUCCUGUUUCCACUUUGCGACACUUGCACAAUACCGGUGGGCAUUGUGCAGCCUAUGUUAAACUCUUCGCAAAGUGCGAUCCACUCAUGCCUCCCGAGAUGUACUUUGAAUGGGCUGUUUUGAUUCCCCUCAAGCCUGUUUGUGCUUGGUUGGUCGUGUAAGCGCAUUGCUUCUACUGCUUUUCAUCCUCAAUCAUUUGUGAUCAAAUAGAAUCUAUUUCGAAAUGCUCCCAAAUUCUAGCCUGUUUAGGUAGCUCAAGGUCCAUAGCGGUGUCAAAAACGGUAGGGGUGUUCAAGCGUGUGCCAUCCAUCAUCCGGUUGUCCUCACUUUAUGCCUCCCCAGCUCAGCGCCUGGCCCAUCUCAUUGAAGAAUGCCACCGAGUUCAGCCUACCGUCAGAUCUCCUUUCCGUGAAUACGCACUUUGAAGAAUUCUACAAGACGGCCUACAACGGUCGCCGUUUGCGCUGGGCUCAAUCCUACUCCACGGCGGAGUUGCGCUGCUGUUACACCGAUAAACCCUACAUCAUCAGCCUAUCCAGCCUCAAUGCAGCUGUCCUACUGCUCUUCGAGAGCCUAGACGUGGAUCAGUUGAGUAUUGCUGACCUGCGCCUGGGUUUGCAGCCGCGUGUUGCGGACACCUCGCAGACCCCAGCCAAGUCCGUCUCCGCCACAUCCGACAGUGGUCCAAUGGCAGUGGACAGUGUACAGCCUUCCGCCGCCGCCCCCGCGAGCGCUGGCGCAACAUCCUCCGUCGUCCAGUCUCUGGAUGCCGACGCGAUUAGACGAGCUGUCCUUCCUCUUGUGGAGGCCAACAUCCUGUCUCUUCGGACCUUGGAUUCUUCACAGGGUCAAAAUGCCCUUCAGGUAGGCCCUGCUGCCCCCUCCUUCCCGCCCUGACGCUGCGGUGCUACAGUGACUGGCAGAGACAGGGGAAAUUCAUCAAAGUCUGGGUUUUUGUUGAAUUUUCGGCAACGACGCAGUAUGCCACCCCAUUCGGAAUGCGGAGGAUAGGUUGUCGUGUCUUACGAGACCGGUGGAAGUAGGUAUGAUAUGGGCGAGGCUAAUGGAUGGGAAAAAGUGGUUAAAAAGGAUGAAAUUUUGGAAAAAUGUUCCAAUUCCAUGAAUAGGUUCAGUAUAUCCGUGCAUGACCGGAAAACGACCCGAAAAAUUGAAUACUAGCGAAAUUUAACAACAAAAAAUCAAAGGAAGCUAAAUAUAACGCUUGCACAAUAAAUCGCCAAGUUCGGAGAGCAAGGCAGCGAAAUAGCCAAUAGAAACCUAAGGACAGAUGGCGUUGGCGAACCCCACAAGAGUAAAGUGAAAACGUUGACCCAACGACACGACAAAUGAUGCAGCGCAGGGGAACACAGGGGAGCCGCCAAGGUGGCCAGAAAGGGUAAAGUAUACCAAAUUAGCGUGUAUAACAACCGACACUUAAACUGAAUGUGAUAUUUAAGCGAACAUUUAUGUUAUCUUGAAAAAAGGCAAUCAGUGUGUCCAGCUUAAACAACACUACUUUCGUAAGAACCAGUAGACAGUAAUAAGUAAUGCUCAAAGUUGGGUCGAAUAUUGCGUCCGAAUUUUUCAUAUGAAAACACUGAAAAAACUAUGUUAUACUAUGGCUGUCUCGGCGAGCACCCUUAAGAGGUUUUUUGCCAAAAGAGGAGCUUUUUGCCGUUUUACCCCUCCUUCAAGCUUCACCAUCCUUCUCGGAGUCUUCGCCUAAAAGUCAUCUUGUCUAUUUUCAGGAGAACGCCAUAAUUGCAUUGAAUCCCGAGUUUACCAGCAAGCGACUGCGGAUUAAGAUCAGCUACUUCCCUCAAACAAGAGAGUCCGCUCAGGCAAGUUGUUCACCUUCUAGCUAACCUUGCCGUCCUGAACUGCUACUCGCCUUGGCUCCUUUGCUUAUAGAACAGCUUUUCUACAGUAGAUGUGCUAACUCAUGAAAUGUCAACCAAAAUUUCGAAAUACGUUCUCGUUUCGAAAAGAUAAAUUAAGUAGUGUUGUAAAACUUAUCAUGAUGCAGCAUAAAUCUACAAUGAUACAGUUACCUCAGGGUGUCGGCUUUCGAAAGAACUUAUUUUCGGCUGCAUGCAAGAUCUAUACUCUGCAAAAAAUUACUACUUACGUAGUAUGCAAUUUUCUCAUUGAUUUUCGAUGCCCUUGAAAAUUCAAUUAUAUUUCAUGGAAAACAUGCAUAAAAAUAUUCAUUCUUUUACUUAUUCGGUAGAAAAUCACGUCUUCCUCCAAUUUCAUACUCAAAGGAAGAGUAUAAUUCGGUGUUAAAAAACUUUUCUAAUUCCCAAAUAAUUUUGAACCUGACCUGCUGUUACACUUGCAUUCAGGGUUUCAAAACUACAAGCUGUAUAUUUUCCGUGUACGGUAAACCAUGCAUUUCUCUACGGUGUUAAGAGGAGACCAUAUGAGGUGGAUUUGAGCAAUAUUGUUAACUUUACAGGCCACAUUCGUAAAUGCAGAUACAUGACGUUUCAUGAACGGCCAUUUAACGGUAUUAAAAAAUCUCACAAUUAGAAAUUUUUUUAAAACCGAAUUAUACUCUUCUUUUGAGUAUGAAAUUGGAAGAUGGGAUUUUCUACCGAAUAAGUAAAAGAAUGAAUAUUUUUAUGCACGUAUUCCAUGAAAUAUAAUUGAAUUUUCAAGGGCAUCGAAAAUCAAUGGGAAGAUUGCAUGCUACUUAAGUAGUCAUUUUUGCAGAGUAUAGAUCAUGCAUGCAGCCGAAAAUAAGUUAUUUCGAUACCGACACCCUGAGGUAACUGGAUCAUUGUAGAUUUAUGCUGCAACAUGAUUAGUUUUACAACACUACUUAAUUUAUCUUUUCGAAACGAGAACGCAUUUCGAAAUUUUGGUUGACAUCUCAUGAGUUAGCACAUCUACUGUACAUACCAUGCCACUCGUGGCUACUGACAUGCUCUAGUAGUGCCUACGCGACGAUAUAAUUCCACCAUGUAGCAAAUUUAACCCAGCAACUAGGCAGUUUUGUGGCAUCGCUCUCCCGGUUUGUUCGCUGGAGUUAUUGCAUCAAACAGGUCAUCGUGUGCUAUUCACGAUAGCCGUACGUCCCAAAGAGAGAAUGAGAGAGUCGGGUGGACAGUUUUUGUUGAAGCGAGGGUGCACAUGCUGCUGGCAGUAAGCACUGGACAAAGUCGCCUGGGCUCAUGGGAACAGGAAACCCAAUCAGUGAGAGGACUAAUUAGUAAGCCUGCGAUUCCCGGAACACGAUGCUUAACCACCUGACUUCUCACCCCCUCACUUAAACCGUAAUCAGAGACAGUCACAGAGCAGAGGCGCUCACAGCUGCCUGCGCUUGCACUAUCACAGUUACAUCUACUCGUAGGCGGUGGUAUUUCUGUCACCAGUGGUCUUAACUCAUUCUCUUCUUGUCCGACUUCCGUCUUUUAGCUUGCCCUUCCUCUAAACAACCUAUCGUGCAGGGGAGUUUUUGUCAGAUCAGAAGGUUGACCUGAACAAUGGCACCAUGUGCCCGUCUGUUAACUACUGCUACUACUACUACUACUACUACUACUACUACUACUACUAAUACUACUACUACUGCUGCUACUACUACUACUACUACUACCAUUACUGUUGUUGCUGCUGCUACUACUACUACUACUGCUGCUGCUGCUACUACUAAUACAACCACCACCAAACAGUAGCAGUACUACCAAUAAUAACAUUGACGACAUUAUUAUUUAAUACGCAAUCCCAAAUUGCAUGCGACACUGAAGGAGAGCUAACGGAUAUUUACCUCCUUUCAGGAGGAGGCCGAACGCGGUGAGAAGGAGGUGGAAGAGGAUCGCCGGUUCUUCACGCAAGCAGCAAUUGUGCGCAUCAUGAAGGUUCGGAAAACGUGCAAGCACACAAUGCUCAUCAAGUGUGUCCUGGACAUGGCCAAGGGAAGGUUCCAGCCCGCAGUGCCACUCAUUAAACGCUGCAUCGAAAAUCUCAUCGAGAAGGGUUAUCUCGAACGCUCUCCCAACGAUCCCGACCAGUAUAAUUAUCUGGCCUGA
Messenger RNA from Spirometra erinaceieuropaei, 15818 nucleotides. Lineage: Eukaryota; Metazoa; Platyhelminthes; Cestoda; Diphyllobothriidea; Diphyllobothriidae. The record is from the annotation of a GenBank genome assembly.